UAGAUGGAAGCUCUGAGGAACCCCUCGGAUUGUUUGAAUGGAUCCUCGUUGGCUUAAUCAUGGCUGCGGUCGUUGUAACUUUUCCUUUAUCCAUAUGGCUGUGCAUACAGGUUGUCAUGGAAUACGAGCGAGCGGUCAUCUUUCGACUGGGGCAUCUCCGAAAAGGAACCGCAAGAGGGCCAGGUAUAUAUUUCGUCUUGCCUUUCAUAGACCACAUUAUCAUUGUGGAUAUGAGGACCAUCUCUUUCGAUAUCCCGCCGCAAGAAAUUCUUACCAAAGAUUCCGUCACGGUUUACGUGGAUGGCGUGGUUUAUUACCGAGUAAAGAACGCCACCCUUUCCGUGGCAAACGUGGUCUACGCAGAUCCGGCGACGCGGCUCUUGGCGCAGACGACCCUGAGGAACGUCCUGGGGACCAAAAACCUGUGUCAGCUUCUCUCCGACCGAGAAGAAAUUGCGCGCAGCAUGCAGACCACGCUGGACGAAACCACGGAAGAGUGGGGCAUACAGGUGGAACGGGUGGAGAUCAAGGAUGUGAAGCUCCCUGUCCAGCUCCAGAGGGCCAUGGCUGCCGAAGCCGAAGCCGCCCGGGAAGCGAGGGCCAAGGUCAUCGCCGCAGAGGGUGAAAUGAACGCCUCCCGGGCCUUGAAGGAAGCCGCCAUGGUCAUCGCCGAGUCCCCCGCGGCCCUCCAGCUCCGCUACCUGCAGACCCUGACGACCAUCGCGGCGGAGAAGAACUCCACCAUCGUCUUCCCGCUCCCUCUGGACAUCCUCCGCUCUGUCCUGGGCGUGAAGGGCUGACGGAAGCCAUCAAAGCCGACCGAAGGGCUCCUCCCAGAGCUUUAAAAUGCGAGGAAGAUUGUAUAGGGCAAAGAAAGACUUAAGUCAUUCAUUAAUGGUUUAUCACAGAGGUUUUUCUUCCUUGCCUGCUUUCCCUCGAUCCUUUUUAUACACAGCCGUUUCGUUCAUACCCUCCCCACUUAAUAUCAAUAAAAUGUAU
This is a messenger RNA of Pogona vitticeps (central bearded dragon), 999 nucleotides long. RefSeq names its product stomatin-like. NCBI's taxonomy places the organism in Eukaryota, Metazoa, Chordata, Lepidosauria, Squamata, Agamidae. The record is from RefSeq and is a predicted model, not a curated record. Gene Ontology annotation, cellular component: plasma membrane.